AUGUCUACCUCAACAACAGCUGUCCGUACGUUCAGGAUGCCUAAAUCUUUAAAUGAAUCCCUGAUUACAUUAGGGGAAUCUCCUGCCGAUGCUGCACCAGACGCAAAUCGAUCAAUGGAAGGAGCAAAGAAGGUCAACGAUGGCUAUUCAAAGGACCAAAGAGAUCCUCUUGCUAGCAAUCAGCCAAAACAUGAGCAAGGAAUUACUUUUGCCGCACAAGACAAGUUACCAAAGCUACCAAUACCAGAGUUGGACGGCAGCAUGACGAAAUAUCUAGCAGCUUUAAAGCCAUUACAGUCACCAAGAGAGCAUGCAGAAACUAAACAAGCAGUGGAAGAAUUUAUGAAAAACGAUGGACCGGAACUUCACGAGAGACUGAAGAAGUAUGCAAAUGGAAAGACUAGUUAUAUUGAGCAGUUUUGGUACGACUCAUACCUCAACUUUGACAACCCUGUGGUUCUAAACCUCAACCCAUUUUUCUUACUUGAGGAUGAUCCGACACCUGCAAGAAACAACCAAGUAACUCGUGCAGCCUCAUUAGUGAUAUCUGCAUUGUCUUUCGUACGCGCAGUUAGAAGAGAAGAGUUACCUCCCGACACAGUAAGAGGCACGCCUCUCUGCAUGUAUCAAUACUCGAGAUUAUUCGGCACCGCACGUGUGCCUACUGAGAAUGGAUGCCACAUUGGACAAGAUCCAGAAUCAAAGCAUCUUGUAGUACUUUGUCAUGGACAAUUUUACUGGUUUGAUGUUCUUGAUGACAAUUCGGAUCUAAUCAUGACUGAAAGAGACGUCUCGAUUAAUUUACAAACAAUCGUCGAUGAUGCGCAACAAACUCCUAUACAAGAUGCCGCUAAAGGUGCACUUGGUGUUCUCAGUACUGAGAAUAGAAAAAUCUGGUCAGGUCUUAGAGACGUUAUGACCAGAGAAGAAGGAUCAAAUAAUGCAGAUUGUCUUGGAAUAGUAGAUUCUGCCUUAUUUAUACUCUGCCUGGAUUAUGCAGAGCCCAAUUCCCAGGCAGAUUUAUGUCAAAACAUGCUCUGUGGAACUAGUCAAGUUGAGAAGGGUGUUCAAAUCGGAACAUGCACGAAUCGUUGGUACGACAAAUUACAAAUUAUCGUCUGCAAAAAUGGCAGUGCAGGUAUCAAUUUUGAACAUACUGGUGUAGAUGGACAUACCGUUCUUCGAUUUGCAAGCGAUGUGUAUACAGACACAAUCCUCCGUUUCGCCCGUACAAUCAAUGGACAGGCGCCUAGUCUCUGGGCAUCGAACAGUCCAGAUCCAGCUAAGCGUGAUCCGGCUAGUUUUGGAGAUGUAAGCACUACUCCUCACAAACUAGAAUGGGAUAUGAUCCCCGAACUUAGUAUUGCCGUUCGUUUUGCGGAAACUCGUCUUGCAGAUCUCAUUCAACAAAAUGAAUUCCAAACCCUCGAUUUCGCAGCUUAUGGAAAGAAUUUCAUGACGAGUAUGGGAUUUUCUCCAGAUGCUUUCGUGCAGAUGGCAUUCCAGGCCGCAUAUUAUGGUUUAUAUGGUAGGGUUGAAUGUACCUAUGAGCCAGCGAUGACGAAAGUCUUUCUUCAUGGAAGAACUGAAGCUAUACGAUCCGUUACGCCUGAAUCAGUCGAUUUCGUACAGAAAUUUUGGGCUGAAAAUCCUCCAGAACAAAAGGUUGAGGCGUUGAAGAAAGCUUGCCAGAAACAUACAGCUAAUACGAAGGAAUGCGCGAAAGCCCAAGGAUGCGAUCGCCACUUGUAUGCUCUAUUCAGUGUAUGGCAAAAAGCAGUUGACGAAGAUGGCGCAGAGGCUGCUAGUAGUAAUGGACUGAGCAGCAAUGGAUACUCCAGCCCCGUUGAAACAGGUUCAUCUAGAGACAACUCUAUAGUUGGGAGCCCAGGCCGGAAUUCAAUAUUGAGUGAUGGUAAUGAAGUCGAGCGUCGCUCAUCCCGCGCUCGAGGCAAUUCCAGCCCGGGAUCAUCGAACCAUUCCAUGCCUCUUCUUUUCGCAGACAGCGGUUGGGAUAAACUCAACACAACUGUCCUCUCAACAUCCAAUUGCGGUAAUCCAUCACUUCGCCAAUUCGGAUUCGGUCCUACUUCCGGUGACGGGUUUGGAAUUGGAUAUAUUAUUAAGGAUGAGGGGAUUAGUAUAUGUGCUAGCAGUAAGCAUCGUCAAACAAAACGCUUUGUAGAUGCUCUUGAGAGUUAUUUGCUCGAAAUUAGGAGGGUGUUAAAAUCUACGAGAAGAGGCACAAGUCCAAAGGCUAGUAGAGCGAGAGAAGCUAGUGCUAAUAGACCCACUGCGGGGAAGAAGUUGAAGAGUAGAGGAAGAGUUAUUAGAGCUGCGGAGUUGGGUAAGAGAACACCCGGGACGAUGACGCCGGCUGAUGAGAGUGCGGCUGUUAGUGAUGAUGAGGGAUUAGGUGGAUAUGGAUUCUUCGACGCAGGCAUGCUACUCCAAGCUCUCAAAGCAAGAGGUGAAGGUCUAGACGAUUCAACUACGAGACCUUCCGAACGCGCUAAUGCUAAUGCGAGAAGGAGGGAAAUUGGAAAGAAAUUAAGAUUGAGUGAGUAUUAA
Botrytis fragariae is the source of this 2571-nucleotide messenger RNA. RefSeq names its product putative carnitine acetyl transferase protein. Gene Ontology annotation, biological process: carnitine metabolic process. Lineage: Eukaryota; Fungi; Ascomycota; Leotiomycetes; Helotiales; Sclerotiniaceae. Gene Ontology annotation, cellular component: mitochondrion. The coding region runs from base 1 to 2571 and encodes 856 amino acids. The transcript is spliced from 3 exons. Gene Ontology annotation, molecular function: carnitine O-acetyltransferase activity. The record is from RefSeq and is a predicted model, not a curated record.